CUCACUCACUUUGCUCAGUCAGUCAACGACGGGGAGUUGAAGUGAAGUGAAUUCUGAAGGGAGAGCGGCGAGACGAGAACAGCAGCAGCUUCCACCACCACCCACCACUCUCUCUCAUCCACACUCUCAUCUCCUCCCUCCUCACCCCUCCAACCUCCAGCUUACUCACGCCCUCUCCGUAUUCCCUUAAAAAUACCUCCACCACACCCCGUCACAAUUCACUUCCACUCUCGACUCGCUGUUACUGUCUCACGUCGCACUCUCUCCGCCUCACCACUCACACAACCACUCCAACAACAACGACAGCAACUACUAUCCUACUCGCCAGGACUCCCCGCCGCGAGGUUUGACUAUAGACUUGCCAAGAAUUACGCGAUCUCGACAACUACAAGAUCCAAGAUGACUAUCGCCGCGACUAAGAGUAUAGAGAAGGAAGGGGAGACCAAAAAGGUCGUCAAUGUCGAUGAGAAGGUGACCAUCAAGCUCACGCAUCAUGAGACCGUUACGCUUCCCGUGAAAGGCGAACGCAACGUCUUAAUCACCUCCGCCCUCCCCUACGUCAACAACGUCCCCCAUCUCGGAAACAUCAUCGGCUGCGUCCUCAGCGCCGACGUGUUUGCCAGAUACUCCCGCCUCCGUGGCUACAACACCCUCUACAUCUCCGGCACCGACGAGUACGGCACCGCCACCGAGACGAAAGCACUCGAGGAAGGGAUCACGUGCCAGGAACUGUGCGACAAGUACCAUGCGGUGCAUGCAUCGACUUAUGAGUGGUUUGGGCUGGAUUUUGACCAUUUUGGACGGACGAGUACCAAAAAGCAUACUGAGAUCACGCAAGCGCUGUACAAGGAGAUCGAGGCAGAGAUGACCUUCACAAAGACCUUGACGCAGUUAUACUGCGAGCACCACAAAUCCUUCCUCGCCGACCGCUUCGUCGAAGGCACCUGCCCCACAUGCGCCUACCCCGACGCCCGCGGCGACCAAUGCGACAACUGCGGCAAACUCCUCGACCCAACCGACCUCCUCCACCCGACCUGCAAGCUCGACAAGACCACCCCCGUCCUCCGCGAAACAGAACACAUCUUCCUCGACCUCGGUAAAUCCCAGCAGAAAUUGGAAAAGUGGGUCGAUGAGUGUAGCGUAAAGGGCGAGUGGAGUGCGAAUACGUUGAAUAUCACGAAAGCGUGGUUGAAGGAGGGACUGAGGGAACGGUGUAUCACACGGGAUUUGAAGUGGGGGGUGCCGGUGCCCAAGGAGAGGUUCAGGGAGAAGGUUUUCUAUGUUUGGUUUGAGGCUUGUAUCGGGUAUCCAUCGAUCACGGCGAAUUUCACGGACGACUGGGAGAAAUGGUGGAAGAACCCGGCCGAGGUGCAGCUAUUCCAGUUCAUGGGCAAGGACAAUGUGCCGUUCCAUACGGUUGUGUUUCCGUCUACGUUGCUGAAUGCGAAGGAGGAGUGGACUUUGCUGCAUCAUGUUAGCACUACUGAAUAUCUCCAAUACGAAUCCGGCAAAUUCUCCAAAUCCCGCUCCGUCGGGGUCUUUGGCAACCACGUCCGCUCCCUCCCCUUACCGCCAGCCGUCUGGCGCUACUACCUCCUCGCUAACCGCCCGGAAUCCUCCGACUCGCAGUUCACGUGGGCCGGCUUUGUCGCCGCGAAUAAUAACGAGCUGUUGGCGAAUUUGGGCAAUUUCGUCAAUCGGGUCGUUAAGUUUGUGGGGGCCAAAUAUGGAGGGGUUGUACCUGGGGCGACGUUACCGGAUUUGAAUGAGGUUGGGCUUGGGGAGACGGCCAAGACGGAUUUCCCCACCCCGGAACACAAACUCCUCCACGAAGUCAACACCCUCCUCACCCAAUACAUCACAACCCUCGAAUCCGUCAAACUCCGCCACGCCCUCAAGUUGGCCAUGGACAUCUCCGCCCGGGGCAACGCCUAUCUCCAAGACAACAAACUGGACAACAAACUCUUCUCCGACAACCGGUCCCGAUGCGACACGGUCGUCGCCACCGCCCUGAACCUUGCCUACCUCCUCUCUGCCCUCAUCGCCCCCUACAUGCCGGGAACCGCCACCCAGAUCGAAGAGAUGCUGAAUGUACCCGUGAGACGGAUCACGGACACGUGGACGGGCGGGGAUAUACGCGAGGGCCACCUUGUCGGCAAAGCGACGUAUCUGUUUACGCUGAUCAAGCCGGAGAUGGUGGAUAUCUGGCGGGCCAAGUACGGCGGCUCCCAAGCCGCGUCUGACGCACCCCCCGAGGAAUCGAAGACGUCGAAACGGAAGGCGGCGAAAGCGGCGGCGGCGGCGGCCAAGACUGCUACCGCCGCUGCGAUCACAUUGCCGGAGGGGUUUGUCAAAAGCAGGGAAUUGGAGGAGUUGGAGAAACGGCAGAGUGAGGUCGGCGAAAAGGUUAGGACGGCGAAGAAGGACGGGAACGCUGGGGUUGUGGCCGACGCGCUCAAGGAGUUGGUGGCGUUGAAGGAGAGUGUGAGGGAGGUGCUGACCAAGGAAGUGGAGGCGUGGAAGGCGGCGAAUGCGCCUGUGAGUUCGUCGUGAUUCCCCCCCUCUCUUGGCCGUACUAUUCACAUCACUCCUUACCGAUCACUGCGGACACCACUCUCUUUAACCGCCCAAUGGGAUUUUGUGUCGAUUUGGGAUUGGAGGUUGAACUUUAUGCAUAUACACACCACAUAUCGUAUUCCCGCUGUCCUUUUCGUAGAUUUUUUUUUUCUUUUCUUUUGUUUUUCUUUCUCUCUUUUUCCCGUUCUGUCCUUUGCGUAGAGUAUACACCCCGCAAAUAUGCAUCCUUGCGUUUUGUUCCGUUACAUCGGUGCAAUCGAUGAACCAGUGUGUGCGCGCGGGGAUUCCAAAGGACCCAGGGGUUUUUGCAGUGACCAGAGAGAGAGACACACGGAUCAGCAGAAAAUCGCUUUCAC
This is a messenger RNA of Fimicolochytrium jonesii, 2933 nucleotides long. RefSeq names its product tRNA synthetases class I (M)-domain-containing protein. The coding region runs from base 400 to 2553 and encodes 717 amino acids. Gene Ontology annotation, biological process: methionyl-tRNA aminoacylation. The record is from RefSeq and is a predicted model, not a curated record. Lineage: Eukaryota; Fungi; Chytridiomycota; Chytridiomycetes; Spizellomycetales; Powellomycetaceae. The transcript has 7 exons. Gene Ontology annotation, cellular component: cytosol; aminoacyl-tRNA synthetase multienzyme complex. Gene Ontology annotation, molecular function: ATP binding; methionine-tRNA ligase activity.